AUGACUUCAUCUGCAACGAUCUGCGUAAUUCGCGAGAAUUGUCUCUUGGGGGCGCCAAUCCAUCCUUGCAAGCCGGAGGAUCUCGAGUGCAUCUGCGAGCACGACCACUCGCUAGAAAAAAACUCACUCUUCGAUGCGCACUGCCUGUUUGAGGCAUGCCAUGAUGAGGUCGAUCGGGGAGUAUUCCUGCGUGACCUGACCAUUGCGUGCGAGCGGAGUGGCCGCCAGCUCGUCGACAUCCCGGAGGAGUGGCAACCGUAUCUGCCGUUCCCGGCCAUGACAAGAUCAGGAUCCGCCGUGCAGGCGCCGACGUCUGCGACUGCGGCUCUGGGUGUGACGUCGGUGGCUCUGAGCCUCAGCACUACUACAACAUCUUCUCCGACGUCAGUCCCUGGCCCUUCCUCAUCUGCUUCCCAGCCCCCAUCACCCACGCAAACAGUCACGACCAUGACAGCCAAAGGCUUGUCAUCAGGCGGAAUCGCGGCCAUUUGCGUAGUGACUGUGGUUUUGGUCAGCGUGCUUCUCAUUCUGACAUACCUGUACUGGAAGUCAAGAAGGGUCGCCAAAGCGAAGUUGGCAGAGAAUGCAAGGCUGAGGGACCAUUGCAGUACCGAAGGAUUCUCGCAGCGCAUCCGUGAAAUACUCGGCGAGGACGAGGCGACGAGCGUGGGGAACGCUUCUUCGUCUAAGAAUGCCUCAUCUACCGGGAACAGACUUCUGUCUGGGAACGUAUCAUCUUCCGAGACGAGAUCUUCUUCCGUUUAUUCACGACCUCAGUGA
Molecule: messenger RNA, 780 nt
Organism: Dothidotthia symphoricarpi CBS 119687
Lineage: Eukaryota; Fungi; Ascomycota; Dothideomycetes; Pleosporales; Dothidotthiaceae
Exons: 3
Coding region: 1-780 (259 amino acids)
Source: RefSeq, a predicted model, not a curated record